GCUUAGCUACUACAAUGCGAGAUCUUCUUCAUUGUCGGAUUCCAAACGCUGAAACGCCGUCGUAUCGCCAACCACCGUCUUCCUCCCGUCCUCAUUUUUGUAGCAGAGAGCUCUGAAUCAAAGCAAAAAACAUUUGCCUGUAUACCUAAGCCAACCACAGCUAUUCUUGUAGCAGAGAGCUCUGAUUGUCGGAUUACCAGCUUACCAUAAGCAGCUUUUUGUCUGUUUUUCUGCUCCGAGUUUUGGUGAAUUCAUUUGAUUCAGCUCAGUAAUGAGACUUAACUAGACGUGAUUAUGGAAAAAGUAUCUUCGGACUGUCCUUAUCCAGGAUGUUUCUUUUGUGUCAUGAAAGAAGGAAAUCCUAGUAAGCGCAGAGCUAGUAUCUUGAAAUUCUUCAGAGAACUUCCUUCUCAAGAUGAUGAUGGUCAAGUUCUCCCUAUUAGUGGCCUUUGGAACACAGCAAUGGCACAUCCGAACGAUCCCGAAUUUAUCGAAUUGGGGAUAUUCAAAUGUAUGGCUGCACUUAUAUGGAAGGGACUGAAGAAUCGCCACUGGCUUUCUCACGACCAAAACAUUUACAUUCCGUAUUACGCUGCACAUAUCAUCGGAUCCUACACGAUGAACAUGGAGGAGUUUGCUGAAAGUGCUGUUCAUGCUGGGGUGAUUCCUCCAUUAGUUGAACUUCUGAGGGGAAGACUAACUUGGGUUGAGCAGAGGGUAGCUGUUCGUGCCCUCGGACAUCUGGCUACGUAUGCAAGUACUUUUCCUGCUGUGGCUAGUCACGUCGAAAUACUCGAGCUAUCGAUUCAGCUAGCAAUGAGUUCUCUUGAAAUUGUUUAUACUCACUUUUAUCAGUAUGUGGACAGAAGGCUUAGUUAUCACUGUGAUCUGCUUACUCGUGGAAUGGGUGGGGGCGAGAUGGAAUCAAGGAAGGCAGAGGAAUGGGCCAGCCAGUUACAGUGUUGGUCCUUACAACUUAUCAAUUGCUUUGCAUUCAAACCCGAGUUUCUUUCGACUAUAUGCAAGCCCGAAUUUGUAGUAAAGCUUCCUGGCAUGUGGGGCGGUCUCGUUAACGAAAAUUCACCUGCUGGUAUCGGUUUAUUGAGAACAAUCUGCCAUCAUAAACUCGGUAGGGGACCUGUUGCUAGCUGCCCCAGUAUUGUCGAAGCGUUAUGUAAUAUCGCCCGCUCUUCAGACGAUUGGCAGUCUAUGGCUAUUGACUGUCUCAUGUGGUUGCUUCAGGAUUCAAGUACAAGUCAUAAGGUGAUCGACAAAGCUGCCCCUGCGCUUCUGGAUCUUGCUGAGAUAUCAUCUCUAGGCGAUCACCGGAGAUUGGGGGAGUCCAUAAUUGAUAUUCUUCAGGAAUGCGUCGAAUCACAAGGGGCUGGACGCAAUUCGAUCAGCAGUCGUACGAAGGAACAGAUAGAAGAGCUAUUAAAUUCAAGGCAGAGACUCGAGUGGGAAAAGAACAUGCCGAAAGAGGAUCUCCGAAUCAAACAGGCUGCUGCGCUCGUAAUCAAGCUUGAAGGAAAUUCCAUGUUUUCAUCAGGAAAUAUAUCUGCAGCUGCAUUUAAAUACUCGGAAGCGCUAGCAUUGUGUCCGAUGAGAUCGAAAAAGGAACGAGUCGUUCUUUUCAGUAACCGUGCUCAAUGUUAUCUUCUGUUGCAGCAGCCAAUGGCUGCCAUCAGUGAUGCCACACGUGCUCUUUGUCUUCACAACCCCAUAAACCGUCAUGCCAAAAGUCUUUGGAGAAGAGCUCAGGCAUAUGAUAUGCUUGGGCUGGCUAAAGAAAGCUUGUUGGAUGCCAUUUUGUUCAUAAAUGAGUGCUCUCAGUCCAAUGACCCCGACCUUUCAUUAAGGCAAAACAAGGUUCCUGACUACGCCGAGCGACUCGUUAAGAAGCAGAUGCGUGCAUCUUGGUUAUUCAGGGAGGCAGCCAUUAAACAUGGCAAUGUCCAAUGUGAAGAUGGUGCUGCUGGUGAUGUCUAUGGUAGGGAGACUGAUGAUUCUGAAUGGGAGACAGCCAGUGAAAGCGAUAUCGGAAACGAUGGAAGGGACGAAAUGGGAGAUGACGAAGAAGAUGACGACGACGACGACGAUUGCGAACAGAGAUGUAGCCAUCUUGAGUAGAAAGAGUGUCAUUAUUAUGAAUCACGUGUUAUUUAUUUUUGUACAUACACAAUUCACAGUGUUCUUUAUUUUUGAACUGCAAAUUCCAACUUUUCAUUCAUAAUGGCUCUUUGAAUUGGUUUUA
Messenger RNA from Cucurbita maxima (winter squash), 2254 nucleotides. RefSeq lists its product as uncharacterized. The transcript is spliced from 3 exons. The record is from RefSeq and is a predicted model, not a curated record. Lineage: Eukaryota; Viridiplantae; Streptophyta; Magnoliopsida; Cucurbitales; Cucurbitaceae. The coding region runs from base 295 to 2130 and encodes 611 amino acids. Gene Ontology annotation, molecular function: protein binding.